AAAGCUGUGAGAGUUCAAAACACCUUGCCCCCAGGUCAUGCCAGAAUAUAUGUAUAUAUAUGUUAAUUUGUUAAUUAAUAAUUAGUAUGAUUCCAGAAUUCCAGAUCAGAAAAACAAUUUGAUUCUCUAAAUCAUAAAAUGGAAAAAAAUAAUUAAAAAGUUGAAAAAAACCAAGAAAAUCGGAAAAAAGAAAAGAAUAAAAACGAUGAGGAAAAGUCUCCUUCCUCAUGUUGUUGAACCGUAAACCGAAAACGUGAACGAAGUUCCAAAGGUACGGUUUUCCCCUCUGGAAAAAGCGCCAAAAGCAAAAAAUGAAGCCCUGAUUUUUUUAUUUAAAUUUUUUGAACUUCGGUUCCUUGUAACUUAAGCAUCGAAUCGUUGCCGAUUUGAAUUUGUGAAAUGUGCUCCUUGGAGAACGAUUAAGAGAAGGAAAGAGGAAACUCACCAGGCGAAGUGUGUGUGUGUAUGUUUUUAUAAAUUUGCCAAUUUUUUUUUUUUUUUGUAAAUUUUAUCGAUUGAUGAAGAAGUAUCGCCGAUGGCUGAGGAUUGUGAUCCUCUCUUUGCUUUCUUUAUCUGUACUGGCUCCAAUCGUGGUGGUUUCUUUCAGACUCAAAACCCUCACUUCCAUCGGCAAGAAGGAUUUCAUUGAGGAUUUGGCUAGUAUUAAGCAUAGGGCAGAUAAUUUAAGAUUCAAUGCAAUUGAACAGGAAGGUGCUGAAGAAUUAAAAGGAAAAGAGAAGCAUCAAAUUCAACAGAGUACGGAAGGGGUGAACUCCACGGAAAAGGAGCAACCUAAUCAAGACACAGGCGGAUCUGAUCAGCAUUUGCCGUCUCCACCUCGCGGGGCGGAUGAGAAGGUAAGGAAGAUGAGAGAUCAGCUCGUUAGAGCAAAAGCAUAUUUAAGUUUUCACCCACCAAAUACCAACUCUCACUUGAUGAAAGAGUUGAGAAAUCGAAUCAAAGAGAUCGAACAAGUAAUUGGUGAAGCCAGCAAGGAUUCUGAAUUACCACGGAGUGCUAAUCAGAAAAUGAGAUUAAUGGAGUCUGCAUUGGGCAAAGCGAAUCGUGCAUACCCUAGCUGCCCUCAGAUGGCUAACAAACUUCGUGCCAUGGCUAAUAAUGCGCAACAACAGAUUCGGUCACAGAGAAAUCAAGAGUCAUAUCUUGUUCAACUUGCUGGAAGGACUACCCCUAAAGGCCUUCACUGCCUCUCCAUGCAGCUGACGGCUGAAUAUUUUUUCCUUCAACCAGAGGACAGGCAGUUUCCUAACCAAGAAAAGUUGAUUGAUCCAGACCUUUAUCACUAUUCAGUAUUCUCUGACAAUAUUCUGGCUUGUGCUGUUGUUGUUAACUCCACAAUUUCCUCUGCAAAGGAACCAGAGAAAAUUGUUUUUCAUGUGGUGACUGAUUUUCUCAACCUCCCUUCAAUUUCAAUGUGGUUUUUAUUAAACCCUCCAGGCAAAGCUACGAUCCAUGUUCAGUGCAUAGACGAUUUUGAUUGGUUAUCUACCAAGUACAUUUCAACAUUGGCAGAACAGAAGUCCAGUGAUCCUAGAUAUACUUCCGUCCUCAACCAGCUUCGGUUUUAUCUGCCAGACAUCUUUCCAGCACUGAAUAAGAUCGUGCACCUUGAUCAUGAUAUCAUAGUGAAAAAAGAUUUAACUGAAAUUUGGAGUGUUGACAUGAAGGGAAAAGUAAAUGCAGCAGUGGAGACUUGUACAGAAAGCGAACCUUCUUAUCGUGCGAUGCAUAUGUUUGUGAACUUUUCAGACCCGUUUUUGGAACAGAGGUUUAAUGCCAGUGUUUGCACAUGGGCAUUCGGCAUGAAUUUGUUUGAUCUCCAAGAAUGGAGAAGAAGAAAUUUAACCGGGUUAUACCGUGAUUACUUGCAACUGGGACUUGAAAGGCCAUUAUGGAAGGCAGGAAGUUUGCCCAUAGGUUGGAUUACCUUCUACAACCAGACUGUACCUUUAGAAAAGAGAUGGCACAUGCUCGGUCUAGGUUCCAACACUGAUCUCAGUUCAGAUGAUAUUGAGAACGCCACAGUCUUACACUACGAUGGGGUCAUGAAACCCUGGUUGGAAAUCGGAAUCACUAAAUACAAAGGCUAUUGGACCCAACAUUUGCAGUACGACAAUCCUUACUUUCAACAGUGCAAUAUCAAUAACUAAAUUUGACGAUCACAACAUACAAAGUGAAGAUUUCUUUGAUUCAUACCAAAUUACUAGUUGCAUCUCAAUUGAUCUGAUUCUUUAACCAUCAUUUCAUGUAAAUGUAAACUUAUUUUUUCUCCCAUCUUUAUUACGGCUGUAAUCUUUUAGGGGUUGAGUCAAAUUUUAUGGUCAUAAAUUUCAUAGAGGGAUUGCUGUAUUGGAGGUAUAUACAUUUUGUACAUAAUUCAUAUCAUCACAAUAAUUCCACUA
Gossypium arboreum is the source of this 2423-nucleotide messenger RNA. RefSeq names its product probable galacturonosyltransferase 6. Bases 519 to 2171 code for a protein of 550 amino acids. Gene Ontology annotation, molecular function: polygalacturonate 4-alpha-galacturonosyltransferase activity. The record is from RefSeq and is a predicted model, not a curated record. The transcript is spliced from 9 exons. NCBI's taxonomy places the organism in Eukaryota, Viridiplantae, Streptophyta, Magnoliopsida, Malvales, Malvaceae.